CUGUCUGCCCUGAUGAUGGUCGCAGCGCUGAUCGGCGCCGUCAGCGCGGGAGGUUUGUACGGAGGCUUCGGCCGAGGUUUCGGUGGAGGCUUUGGCGGAUUUGGUCGAGGCUUCGGAGGCUUCGGCCGAGGCUUCGGAGGUUAUGGUGGAAGCUUCGGCCGAGGCUUCGGAGGUUAUGGCGGAGGCUUCGGAUUAGGACGAGGAUUCGGCGGCGGAUUCGGGCGUGGAUAUGGCGGAUACGGUUAUGGGCGUUGAGAAUGAAAUAAAGAAUGUACUAAGA
This is a messenger RNA of Penaeus chinensis, 280 nucleotides long. RefSeq names its product keratin-associated protein 19-2-like. The transcript has 3 exons. Bases 13 to 255 code for a protein of 80 amino acids. The record is from RefSeq and is a predicted model, not a curated record. Lineage: Eukaryota; Metazoa; Arthropoda; Malacostraca; Decapoda; Penaeidae.